UAAGGGAGAGUAGAUGGGUGUGUGAGUGAUCAGACGAUUAAGCGGGUUUAGAUUUCUGGGACCUUUCCUGGCUUCGAAAUCUCUCGGCUUUGCAGGUUGGUCAACUGAUAUGAAGUGCGAUCCUCCAGGCGACAGUGUCAGACUGUGACACUGAGAACUGUGUUGGCUUUGGUUUUGCUCUCCCACCCCCCACACCCCCCCCACUUUCUCUGGAUGCUGGUCAUGGCAAUUCCACUCCAUCACAAAUCACCUGCGAUUGCUUUGCUGCAGAAGAUUCAGGCUAGUGACUUGGACACUUUUGGCAGGCAAACUCUGCAGUUACCUAUAAGUGGCGAUGGACCUCUGAAUGAAAUCUAUGUGGAAAAAAACCGAGCCGGAGCAAUGAACUACCCAGAAAGCGGCUACGAGUUUGCUGCAGCGGCUACCCUGUACAACCCAGCUGGUCUCGGCUACACAACCUCCAGUGACUCGCAUGGCUCCAGCAACAUCGGGGGGCUCCACUCCCUCAACAGCAUUUCUCCGAGCCCGCUGGUCUUUUUGCAGACUGCGCCCCAGCUCUCGUCCUUUGUGGCUCAUGGGCAGCAGGUCCCCUACUAUGUAGAGAAUGAACAGAGCAGCUGCAGCAGUUUUGGCUUGAGGGAGGCUCCCCCUUCAACCUUUUACAGAAUUAACAGUGACAACAGACGCCAGCGAGUGAACGAUCACCUCUCCAGCACCAGCGAGCAAAGCAGCCCGUCUGCGGGCACAUUAGAAUCCAGCAAGGAGACACGGUACUGUGCGGUGUGCAGUGAUUACGCCUCGGGCUAUCACUAUGGAGUCUGGUCAUGCGAAGGCUGUAAAGCCUUUUUUAAGAGAAGCAUUCAAGGACACAAUGACUACAUGUGCCCUGCCACAAACCAGUGUACCAUCGACAAAAAUCGCAGGAAGAGCUGCCAAGCCUGCAGACUGCGUAAAUGCUAUGAAGUGGGCAUGAUGAAAGGUGGUAUUCGGAAGGACCGUAGGGGUGGUCGGAUGUUGAAGCACAAGCGGAGGAAAGAUGAGAAGGAGCACAUUAUUAAGAGUACUGGAGUCACCAGCAGACCGAGCUCCAGCAGUGUGAGCCCGGUGCAGAGGAAUGCCAAGCACAGCUCACUGCUGGGCAUGACCUCGGAGGAGAUUCUCAGCACCCUGAUGGAAGCCGAGCCGCCCAUGGUUUACUCCGAGCACGACCCCAGCAAACCCUUCACCGAGGCAUCCAUGAUGACUUUGCUAACAAACCUGGCCGAUAAGGAACUGGUGCACAUGAUCAUUUGGGCUAAGAAGGUUCCAGGAUUUGUGGAUUUAACACUUCAUGACCAGGUGCAACUGCUGGAAUGCUGCUGGUUAGAAAUUUUGAUGAUUGGCCUUGUCUGGCGAUCCAUGGAACAUCCCGGAAAGCUCAUAUUUGCACCAGAUCUGGUUUUGGACAGGAAUGAAGGGAAAUGUGUUGAAGGGAUGGUGGAAAUAUUUGACAUGCUCCUAGCAACCGUGUCACGAUUCCGCCUGCUAAAGCUUCAGUGCGAGGAGUACAUCUGUCUGAAGGCCAUCAUUUUGCUGAAUUCUGGAGUGUUCCCAUUCCUCUCCAGCACCAUGGAAGCCCUGAACGACAGUGAGCAGAUUCAGAUCAUCUUGGACAAAAUCACUGAUGCCUUGGUUCACUUUAUCACCAGGGCUGGCCUCUCACUGCAGCAGCAGUCCCGGAGACUAGCUCAGCUUCUGCUACUGCUCUCCCACAUCCGACACAUGAGUAACAAGGGAAUGGAACACCUCUACAGUAUGAAAUGUAAGAAUGUGGUACCACUCUAUGAUUUGCUCCUGGAGAUGCUGGAUGCUCACAGAAUGCACACGCCAAUGGACAAGCCACAGCCUGGAGGAAAUGGAGCCAAUCCAAUAAAUAGAGGGACCAUGCCUUCCUCUUCUUUACUGUCACUAAAGAAGACAGAUGUGAGUUUUGAAACAUCAAGAUAGGUCAGUGAUUUGAAUGGUACGCAGUAUUAACAGAAGUCCCAACAGAAAACUACCUAUGAUCACUUGCAAAUGAAGCACAUCACUGCAGCAAAAUUUAUAUAGCUUCAGCUUCAUCCAAACGCAAACCACUCUGCAACAAAGGAAGCCCUGUAUUUUGUAUACUUACUGAAUUGGAAAGGGCUUGCUAGUGAUGCGGGAACAGCAUAGUGUUCCAGCAGUUUUGUAAAGUUCUCUAAUCUUCUCAAAGAAUUUACUGAAAUUCCAAAUGCUUCACUAGAACACGACCACGAGGGACAUGAAGGUGAAUGUACUAUAGGACCAUUCCCAAAGGAUUGAUAAUCCUUGGCCUUCUGAUAAACACUUGGCAACAGAAUGAGUUAGACCACUGAGCGUUCACCUCUGCUAGCCAAGGUCAAAUCUGCUGGUGAAGGUUUGGAUGGAAAACCAGAAUGAAAGGGGGUAGAGGCGAAUGGAGUUAAUGGACUUCUCCUCAUAUCCAUCCAGAUCCCAUUGGCAGCUGUGCGAGGGAAUCGAGGAGAAAAAUAACCCACACUGGUACCAAUCUUUGGAGCUGGUGCCAUAUUGCUGGCACAGAGUAGAGGGAGCUUUACCCUUCUGCUGAAUUCCCUUCACUCCCUCAUCUUCAGUAAGAACAAAAUUAAAAAAAACGAAUCUCACAAACGUAACCCCAUGAACAUGGCCUGUGAAUUUCCUCAUGACCCAAGUGACCCUGUUCUCAACUCAGUUCCUCUGCUAAUCCUGGCACCAAUCUUGGUCCCAUUGGUUAUUCCAUCAUCUUUGUUCAUUAAUUGGGGUUUACGUUACGCUUGUUAAAAGUUUGAAUAGAUUGAUUUGUUUUAUUUUAUGCACAAUUACGAGUUAAUAAUGAGUUCAGGACUAAUUACAGCCAAUACUCUACACACCUUCAGUUAAGUCACAUAUCAUUGCUGCAUCAAAGUCUUGGAAUUCCCUCCUGAAUGGCCACCUUUGGGAGCACCAUCACCACAUGGAGUGCAGCAAUUCAAGAAGGUCCACCAUCACCUUCUCCAUGACAACAAGACAUGGUCAAUAAAGGACAACCUUGCUUGUAUGUCAAGAAUACAUUUUUAAAGUCUGUGUGUGGAGAGAUGACCAAAGCACCGUGAUCAGGAUACCACCCAGACCUCAAACGUCAAUGGCCUCAUUCCUCCAAAGGUUUUUGACACUUCUUUGAUGGGAAAAAUCAGAAUCUAAACCCUGGGCAGGAAUAGGAGGCUCACUCCAGAUCAACGUUCUGUCAAGUUGCAACACAUCAGCACAAUAUUGCGUUACCAAUAUCAACACUGGCUACUACCUCAAAACACUGGUGGUUUGUAGGGAAUUUUUUUGCAACACUACCGUUUACUCCAUAUCAUUGCUGCAAUAAUCGUAGGAUGCCUAUUCUCUACAAAGGUUCAACAAACGGCCUUUGACGCAAUGUUUCCUCAUUUGGUGCCUUUUUUUGUACGGUGUGCCAGAUGCUUAUUGGUUAGGUGUCAUGGUGCCAUUGAGGGGGUGUGUUGAUGUUUUGAUGUUGACGAUGCUGAAACCCAAAGACUUUGGCAAAUUAGUUCUGGAGCAAGAUUUGGGCAUGCAGUGAUGAUACAGCAAUGACCUACUUUGUAUGUUAAAUCCCUUGGGUCUACCCUCAAUGUCAAUGGAAGGUAUGUUGGGGCAAUCCAUGAAAUCACCCAAAUAGGAACCUUCCUGCUCAACCAUUCCUGGCUUCAGUUAGAAUCACGGCACCCUUACUCAGCUGUUUAUGUUCCACAGUACUGAGUUCAUUAGAUCUCAGCUUUCACCAGUCAAUGGACAAGACGAAUUUUCUCUCCUGGGUAAAGUUAUAACAGAAAACUUAUUCAGACUGUUCACAAUAAUGAAGGGGGUAUCAGCAACCACAGAAUGUGGUGGAGAUAAUUGAUAGAACAGUCAGGUGGAGAAUUGGUGGAGGGUAGUGGAGUGGGAGCAGUACUGAGGGAGAUCUUUUUUUUAGACAACAAGUUGUUGAAAUUGGGAACGCACUUCCUCACUGAGCGUAGGAAGCAGAUUUAACAGCAACUUGCACUUGUGCCGAGUGGCGUCAUGCUGUACUGUAUGAUUCUAUAUCAUUCCUCCUGUUUUCUGGGUAUACAUGUUGUCAAUUUCAGAGCAAAAACAUGGUUCUUUUUUUAGCAUGUCUGAUAAGUCCAUAGAUUAGCCUAAUCUUUUCUCUAGUACACGGUGAGUUUGUAAGCAGCAAACAGUUUAUCAAUUAUAAAUGAGGUGAGGUAUGGGGUGGUGGGUUAAGAUUUGCUCUUUUUCAGUAAAUGUCUUCAUGAAAAGUGCUUGGACUGAGAGUCAGAGAAGCAGCUUUCAUGUUUGUAGCUUUCUUAUGUAAUGUGUGGGUUUAUUUUGGUGAACCUUCCACAAAGCUGUACUGCUUCUGAAGGCUGAGUAUCAGACAGCUACGUAUGAGAAGACAGGAGCAUGGAGAGAUACAGAUCUCAAAGGUGAAAAAACAGAGCCAGGCUGUGGGAUAUUUCUUUAAAGGGGCAAUACAGGAAUCUUUGAGAAUCAAAAUCUUUACAAGCGGUACACAUGUGAACCUUUCCACAAGACAUUCAGUAAUCUAUGGUGCGCUUAUUGCUAGACAAUGACAAACUGACAUAUAUCAGAAAAUGACAUUGGAUUGAAUGUUAGAUUACAUUCUGAUAGAGAUUGAGGAUUCACCAUCAGCAUAUAUCAGAAUUGGGGAUAGUAUUUCAGAAUAAAUUUAUUUUAAUAUAAUGUAUUUUGUUUUGCUAAAUUAUAUUUCUCUCACUCACCCAAAGCACAAGCAUUUGGCCGUGACUUAGCUCUGGCAAUCCAAUAAAGGUGCAAAUAAUUUUGAUUAUUUUAAGGUUAUUCAAUUUUUUUUACUGCUAUGGGGUUUUUGUUGUCACUAACUGGGCAACAAUAGGAUUUUACAGAAGGAACCUCCUCAGUUCAUCCUGCCCUUGUUGCCAUUUUGCACCUCUCUGCACUGACCUAAAUCUACGCGGCCCUGUUCAUCCCAAAUUAGUCUCACUUGCCCCUUUUCUGCCGAUAGUCCAUUUUCAACACCAAACUAAUCCAACUGUUCCACUCUGUCCAAAGUACUUUAUCAAUCCUGAGUGGUUUCUACUGUCCUGAUUUCUCUGCGUGAAUUGCGUACAUUAAGUGCCUUUGUAUUCUCCGACCUUCCUUUGGCUCCCAGUCAAGGAAAGCUUUGACUUUAGAUUUCUUAACCUUGUUUUCGAAUCCCUUCAUGGCCUGACCCCUCCAUCUCUGUGUUCUCCUCCAACCACACAACCUUCUGAAAUAUUUACACCACUCUUAACUGUGGCCUUUGUGCAUUCCCAGCUAGAAUUGCUCCACCAUUGGACGUCACGCCUUCAGUCAGCUAAGCCUUCAGUUCUAGAACUCCCUCUGUGCACCACUCUACCUCACUUUCCUUCUUUAAGGCCCAAGCCCCCGACCCUUCCCGCCAAAUCUCUGUAAUAAAGAGUUAGAUAAUCUAACUUAAUAUCUCUCAGUCUGGCUUGGUGAUGUACAUGUUUCGUAAAGCUCCUUUCAAGUGCCUUGAGGUGUUUCAUUACAUUAAAGGGAUUAUGUAAAUAUAACUUAUUGUUUUAGGUCCAUCCAUUCUGUUUUCCACUGGGCAGUCCACAGUCCCAACCAGAUGAACUUGGAAGAGCCCUUGUUUGGUAUUGGUAGGGCUAAGGAGAAACAAUGACAUGAGUACCUCUAAGUGCUGGGCCCAUAUUUCCCAUGAAUACAGUAAAGAAAGGAACACUUUAUUAACCACCACAUUGGUUGCAGUGAUUGGGAGCUGCAGCUGUUUACAUAUCAGUACCAUGUUCACAUAUCAGUACCAUGUUCUCCUGUCCAUGUCAAAAUCCCACACUGUCAAUCAAUCCAUUCCAGCUAACACUAGCACUCAAAUUUAUUUACUACAAGUGGAACUACACAGAGAACCUGUAUAGACACAGUGAGCCAAUAACAGGGUGACACUGGGUUGACACAAUGCAUAAAGGAUUGCAUAUUAAGUAGUCUGAAAUGUUCCAGAUUGUUUCCUAUGCCCAACCUAUAAAAUGGAGAUGACCUCGUAUUUGUUAGUUCCCUAGAUAUUUUUUAUUCAACCUGUUCAGAUGUGUUAUAAAACACUGCUGGAGAAGGUAGGAGUUGAACCUGGCUCUUCUGACCCAGAAGUAGGGCCAUUAUCACUUUGCCACAAGAGCCCUAUUGUUAGUUCCUUGGGUAUUUUCCUAAACAACCCAUUCAGAGUAUUUAUGAUAGACCUCUGAUAAGACUUGAACCCAGGCCUUUUGUCCUAGAGGUAGGACUAUCACUGCGUCACAAGAGAACCUACCAUUAGUUCCUUGAAGUAGUUGAUCUGAUGUGAAGCAGCUGGGGAACUAUAAGGCACUUUCAUUUGAUGACUGAACAAUUUCUUCUUGAUGGUCAGGUAGUUAAGACAGUUUCAAUAUUCAUCUUGGGAAGGAUGGCUUGCAGUCUCCAGCUGCCUAAUGAUUCACCUUGAGCAACAAUAUCUUCUUUUGGUUAGCAUGUAUUGGAGUUAAUCUGUAAAAAACCCACCACCAUUCAUUAGCUUCAGUGGUCUUCACAUAUUCACCCUGGCUACGUUGAGCUUCCCUUAAGACCUUUGGCUGAAAACAACAUAUCUUAAAGCACCAUAAAACGAGUAUUUUCCAAAUCUGUGAUCAAAGCGUUGAUGCAGUAAAUGUGUGAAACUCUUUCCUUCUAUUUUAUGUCCCAUCUAAUCAGCUUCCUGUUGGAUGUGAGAGGGUGGCUGAUUUCUUUUCUCUCUCUCUGUUGCUUGCCUUUAUUGGAAGCAGUUAUCACUCAUAAAGCCCAGACUACAAGAAACAAAUUCCCAGGUGAAGUGAACAAGCUUGCUGAUGGUCAUGUUAUUUUACUAUAAGGCUAAAUGUUACCACACAAUUAAUUGUUGGUCACGUGCAAGAUGCCACAUGGCGAUCUAACUACCUUUUUAUGGCUGUCAAAAGGGCUGAACAGGAUUGUCUAAAAUGUUCUUGUAAAGGAAAAAUGCAUUUGUGCAUGUAAAUUUGUUUCUGUUUAAUUGAGUAGUUGAUAAAACAAGGUUUAUCAAUCGCUGUCUCAAUACUGUGCAACAUAGAAGCUCUGCUCUAAGCAGCAGAUUAUUUUGAGGUAAAUUGUUUUGUGACUCAUAAAUACAGACAAAAUGAAUGUAUUUCUGUGGGUUAUUGAAGAUAUACACUUUAGUGAAUUAUAGCAACUUUCAAAGCAUUAGUUAUCUUCUCUGUUUCAUCAGAGAGUUUGCAAAUAGUUUUCUGAACAGUUUGUUUUGGACUAAUUGAAGAAGGAAUCUCAUAGGGUUUAUCAUUAUCAUAGUUUACACAAAAAUUGCAGUUUAUAUAUAGCUUUACAUCUUAGCACUUCAUCGCAAUUAUCACUACAUAAUAGUCACUGAGUAUUAUUAAAGAGGCAAGGAAUGGCAGGUGUUAGAUUAUUUUAAAGGCAGCUGAUUAGUGUGCCAUUUGGCAAAUUAUGCAGACAGUUAUAAAUCUACCCCUUGCUGCUAUUUUGAAUAGAAUUAGAGGCAGUGAGCACCAGUGGUUACAGAUAUGCCCAAAUAUUUCACAGUCCCCAAUCCCAUCAGUCAAACAGCUCAUUUGUGUUUGGCCAAAUAUUUUUUUGUGCAGUGAUUGUGUUCCCGAAAUGGCUAGUUUUGAAAUCCAACCAGAGUCCAAUCUUCAGGUGUUGCAUACAAAAUGAACUAAAUCACAUCCGUAUAAUGUGUUCACACACUGCAAGUGAGUUCUAGUGAUCCUAUUGUGCUACCAACUCCACUGGUCUCACAAUGUUUGAAGAAAAAUGUCUACAGUGAUGUUUAAGAAAAGCCUAUACGUGUACUGUAUUUUUGAAAAAAUAUUUAAUUGCUAAAUACUCUUGAUUCUAGUUUGUUUCAACUACAUAAUGCAGUACAGUUCUGAUGAGCGGGAACACUUGGAUUACAAGUCAACGGUGAUAACCGUCUAAAAGACAAAUGUUUUGUCAACCAAGGUAUUUUCCUGCAUCGUAUUUUCCUCACAGAGAUAGUCUGGGCUAUGCAAUGCAGAGGAAUACUAAUGAACUGUAUACUUGGCUUUCAGUUAAAUAUGUAAAAAAACCAUUGUUAAUUUUAGCUUUAAAUUCCUUUCCCUUUUGCUCAUGUGUGAUACAAUUCUGCCUGUGUACAUAUACAAGAGAUUGAGAUUGAAUGUAAUGCAAGAACAGAGGAUUUUUAGGGAAAAAAUGUACUGUAAUGUGUUAAUUACUAAUUGGUAGUCUGAGCUCACUUCAUUGAAAUCCUUUCACACAAACACACUCUCAGUGCAAUGUGCUAGCCAUGACCCCAAAGAGUUAUAGCUUGACAACCAGAGUCUGUAUUCUUAUUUUUUAUUUACAUUUUAGCUGGUGUAUUAAAAAAAAGUUAAGAACCUGUCACAGUUUGUCUUAAGCAGCAAAAUAGUCUGUUGCUGAUUGCUCAAAUGUAGCUCCCUAAAAUGAGUAACUGAUAGACUGGCUGUAAAUUGCAAUAUGCACACAUUUCUGAAGGAGAACAAAAUGGUUCGAUCACAAAUUCAUUGUGAUGAGAUACUUGAGUUGUGUCCUGGACACAUUGUGAAAUGGGAGUGAUAUCCCCCAAAAAAAUGUGGCUGGUUUUCCACAUUUCUGCAGAAUGUCUGUAAUCCGACUCAGCGAGGCUCCUCUCGAAAUUGGAACCACUAUUGCUAAUUUCAUUGUCAGUCUGUUCCCCACCCACCCGAGAAUUGUGUGAAAUUAUAACAAGAAGUUGAAUGAUGACUAUCUGUCGUUGGGGGCCACACAUAUCUCAGCUCACACUCCACCCAUUGUCAUGGUCAUGAGUUUCUAGCAGGAGAGUAAAUUAUUCCCAGUUAAAUGAACAUGUGUGUAAACAAGAAUGGAAAUCUUCUCCAGAAGGCAAACGCAAAAUCCCAGGAGGAGGAAUGCAUCAAUCAAUUGCUUAUGCAGUAAUAUCAAUACCAAAGAUCCUCCUUGUUCAUGUUUCACACAUCAUGACUCAUUCUACCUUAUAAGAAAACUACCUACAUUGAUGAAUUGUUUGAACUACCUAUUGCGAUGCACUACAUAGUAAACUAAUAGUGACCCUUCCUCUCCCCACCCCCAUGAAGGGUCUGCACUUUGUAGCACCAAGAAAGUGUUUUGUAGCAGACUUCUCUUUCUUAAUAUGUUAUUGCAGCUGAUGCUGUUUGUAAUUUGUGUGUGAUUUUAAUUUAGGAAAUCCUGUGCAUGUAAAAUGAUUUUAUUUGCAUAUUGAAUGGGUGGAAUAAAACAG
Molecule: messenger RNA, 9367 nt
Organism: Rhincodon typus (whale shark)
Lineage: Eukaryota; Metazoa; Chordata; Chondrichthyes; Orectolobiformes; Rhincodontidae
Gene: esr1
Product: estrogen receptor 1
Exons: 9
Coding region: 214-1986 (590 amino acids)
Biological process (GO): steroid hormone receptor signaling pathway; regulation of DNA-templated transcription
Cellular component (GO): nucleus
Molecular function (GO): zinc ion binding; DNA-binding transcription factor activity; sequence-specific DNA binding
Source: RefSeq, a predicted model, not a curated record